CUAGGCAACGCGCAUAAACAAGAUGGCGGACCGCGAGAACGCUCCCUCGAGAUGGACCAUGGGCUCUUUCCGUCGGGGCUUGGGCGCCUCUCGCAUUGUAGCCCACGCGAUACUGUCGCUCACAGAAAAAGAGCGUCAGACGCGAUGGCCUACUUUUCCCGAGGGAACGGCAAAGAAAGGCAGUUUCAAAAGCGUCUCCUCCUACAUCCUCCACCAGCUCAUCCACCACUCUCAGGAAGCAGAAAUGGACGGGGAUGUAGAAGAACAGCGCGAAGAGGGAUCCGAAGAGUCUGAGGAGUCCGAAAUGCAGAAUUUGGAGGAGGAAUUUGAUGGGGUCCUCAAAGAGGAGAUGGUGACAGAUGCACUCAGUGAGUUGGGGCGCUCAGGCCCUGGAACGGAGCAGGUGUACCUCAGCCUAAACUUAAAAUGCAAUGAUUUAGUCAAUGUCAACAUUCUGCAUAACUAUAUUCAUCUACAGAAGUUGGAUCUUUCAGGAAACAAAAUCGAAGAUUUGUCUUGUGUGAGCUUCAUGCCAUAUCUUCUAGAACUAAAUGCUUCUCAGAACAAGCUAACUACCUUCUUCCAUUUCAAACCACCCAAAAACCUCAAGAAGGUGGAUUUUUCCUCCAACAAGAUUUUUGAAAUGGAUGACCUUUCAGCUUACCGAACUCUCACUCAACUAAUUUUGGACAACAACAUGAUAGAAGAAAUCCGUGGGCUGGAGAGUUGCAUCAGCCUGACCCACCUUAGUCUGGCUGGCAACAGGAUCAAAACAAUUAAUGGCCUAGGCACGCUAUCCAUCAGAGUGCUUUCCUUGAGCAAUAACCGGAUUACGACUAUCACAGGUCUGGAGGGGCUGAAAACCUUGCAGAACCUGGAUCUGUCCCACAAUCAGAUCAGUAGCCUCCAGGGCUUGGAGAACCAUGACCUCCUGGAAGUGAUCAACCUAGAGGAUAACAAGAUUAAGGAGCUGACUGAAAUAGAAUACAUUGAAAAUCUUCCUAUCCUUCGAGUUCUCAAUCUACUCAACAAUCCAAUUCGGGACAACUUUGAAUACUGGUUCUUUGUAAUAUUUAUGCUGCUGCAACUGACAGAAUUAGAUCAGCAGAAGAUUAAAGUGGAAGAAAAGGUUUGUGCACUGAAUAAGUAUCAACCUCCUGCUGAAGUGGUGGCCAUCCAGGAUCACUUGACCCAUGUUGUCAACAGCAUGUCACAGCCGCAGAGAAUCUUUGACAGCACUCUGCCAAGUCUGGAUGCCCCUUAUCCUAUGCUGAUACUAACUGGUCCUCAAGCUUGUGGGAAACGAGAACUUGCCCACCGCCUCUGCAGACAGUUUAAUACUUACUUUAGAUAUGGGGCCUGCCACACCACGAGACUGCCUUAUUUUGGUGAAGGCGAUCGAGUUGAUUAUCACUUUAUCUCCCAAGAAGUUUUUGAUGAAAUGCUGAGCAUGGGAAAAUUUAUUUUAACAUUUAAUUAUGGUAAUCACAAUUAUGGAUUAAGUAGGGACACUGUAGAAGGUAUUGCAAGAGACGGAUUAGCAAGCUGCAUUCAUAUGGAAAUAGAAGGUGUAAGAAGUUUGAAAUAUUCCUAUUUUGAGCCUCGAUAUAUCUUGGUGGUACCUAUGGACAAGGAAAGAUAUGAGGGAUACUUGCGGAGAAAGGGAUUGUUUAGUCGUGCAGAGACCGAGUAUGCUGUCUCCCGAGUGGACCUUUAUAUUAAAAUUAAUCGGAAAUUUCCGGGGUAUUUCGAUGCAGUGGUCAAUGCAGAUGACCUGGACAUUGCCUACCAAAAGCUAAGUGAUCUCAUUCGAGAAUACCUGGGAUUGGCUGAGGCAGCUGCAAAGGAUUUGGCUCCAGCAGGAGCUCCCUCUAGCAAGAAGACCAUCUCUGGGGUCCCAGCACACCUGGUCCCCUCCCCUAGGCGCUUGGCAAGACUACAAGCAGAUGGCCAAAAACCAGGGGCUUUCCUGGAAGUGCAGACUGAAGCAAAGGCCCCAGAAAAUCAGAACCCUGCUCCCCCACAGAACCAGGAGUUAACUGAGGAGGGAGAAGUCAAAGAGCCUUCUCCCAGCAUCCACCUGGACUUACCUCAGCAGGUCAGUUCUUCAACACUUGCUAUUCCUCAGCAGGCCCAAGACACAUCACCAAAGGCGGAGGAAGAGGAUGAUCAGCCAGCCAGCCUUCCUCCAAAAAUAACCAUUGAGAUGGGUGGCCCUGAAGAGGAGCCUGGGCCACUUGUGCUAAAAGCAGAACAGUCUACUAUUGCAUCUCAGGAGAUGCCUCAGCAUCCUGAUCCUGUUCCCCCACCAGGCCUUCAGAUAGACCAGGAUAAGGAAUCCGGAGAGACUAAAGUAGCCCCUAGCAACCCACCCUUGACUGAACCUUCACAGGGACCCAACCUGGCUUCCCUCCGUCCUCAGAGAAAGCAGGAUGAGGGAACUGAGUCAGCCAAUGCUACACCCAGUAGUUCCACUCACAGUCUUCCAGAAAAUCCUUCUCAACCCGCGGUAGAAAAGCCUACUGGGGGCUCUCAACCACCUCUGAAGGAGGAAACCCCCAAAGCAGCAGCUGUCCGGGCCAGUACUCCUUACCCAGAAGUAUCCCCUCCCCAAGACUUAUCCAUAAACUCAAAUCAUACCCAGGUCAGGAAACAGCCAGUAGCCUUGCUUCCUAGAAGCCGGCUGGCUCCUACCAGGUUGCCCCAGCCCCAGACCCUGGCUCCUCUCCAGAGCAGGAGACCCACACCCAAGCUUCUCUCUCCUAGCAAGGAAGAGGUUUUGGGGACAAGCUCAGAUAAGACCCCGACCCCAUCUCCUGGGUCUCUCCCAACUCAGGAUGGAGACCCCAGGAAGCUUCCCUCCAUCAGCCCUCCCCAAUCUAAACCGCCCUCAAAUCCAAGCCCCCACACAGCCCAUAGCCCACAGCAAGCCCAGGCUGGGAAAGCCAGUGAGCUGAAGCUCCCACUUAUUAGCCCCCCGAUCCAGGAACAAGUCCUGCAGCAUACCCCCAACCAACCCCAGGAAGAGGAGGCACCCACAGUCCAGCUCCCACAUAUUUCUGCUCGGUCCAAGGAACCUCAGCUUCCCCAGAACACCGGGCCAAGGCCUGCUUCAAAGUCUGCAAAGGAAAGGAAAACUUCCAAAGGAGGCCAUGUCUCCAGUAAGAAGAUUCCAAAUCUGCAGGCCUCAACUCACAGCCAGGAGCCCACUAAGCAGAAGGAAGCUACUGAAAAAAGACUUACGCAAAGAAAGACAGCUAAAGGGUCACCAUACCCGAGAAAGAUACCAAUUGGGAAGUCUCAGACAGCGCAAGGAAAGUCUCAGACAGCCCAACAGCCAAAAUCCCACUGCAAGCCAACUCCUAGGAAUGUAUCUGACCCACUUGACUCCAGUUCCCCUAUGAGCCACACUGAACCAGUGCCAGCAGACCCCCAGAACAAGGAGGAGAAAAAUCACAAAGAACACAAUCCCAGAAAGAAGCCACAGGCCAAUCUCACCCUGAAGAAAGUGGCUCAGUCCUCAAGUGCACCCCAAAACGGAGAAGUGUCUGAAGGACUAGCUCAAGAAAGUGAAACUGCCCUUGGUAAGGAUCAGCAAACCCGAGAGGGUCUGGCCCCUGCCAAGUCAUCACAUGAGGUUUCUGCUCUGGAGGUGCCUCCUGUGGGAAGGGAACACACCCCAAUACAGGGAAGGUCUCAGAAGAGAGAAGUUGUGGGGAAGCCCACAGAACAGGAGAUUGCGGGCCCCAGCCAGCUGCGGGCCAAAGAGAAACAAGCCCAUAAGGACACCAGGGAGAUCAGACAGGGCUAUGCCCAGAGACACAGCAUACUUGUAUCAAAGCAGCAAUCCAAAGAAAAACGAACUCAAAAAAAUGGGGUUGUGGCACCAGACAGAAGCCCUGCUACUCUCCAGAAUCGGGUGUCGGAGCAGGGUAGCUGGACGGGAAAACUUCAAGCCAGGGGCAGCCAGAGCAUCAAAGUGUAGGCCUUAGCUCCUGAGAAAAUGUGCCCUCCCCCCAAGCUGUGCUGUCAUAGGACACGAAGGUGCAGCCAGUGGCUUCCUACUGCAGACACCAGUCAGCACCUUGCUUUGGGAGCCCAGAAGUCAUUGUAACU
Molecule: messenger RNA, 4116 nt
Organism: Psammomys obesus (fat sand rat)
Lineage: Eukaryota; Metazoa; Chordata; Mammalia; Rodentia; Muridae
Gene: Lrguk
Product: leucine rich repeats and guanylate kinase domain containing
Cellular component (GO): cytosol
Molecular function (GO): GMP kinase activity; protein binding
Source: RefSeq, a predicted model, not a curated record